Messenger RNA from Hyalella azteca, 883 nucleotides. RefSeq lists its product as uncharacterized. The transcript is spliced from 5 exons. The coding region runs from base 71 to 502 and encodes 143 amino acids. The record is from RefSeq and is a predicted model, not a curated record. NCBI's taxonomy places the organism in Eukaryota, Metazoa, Arthropoda, Malacostraca, Amphipoda, Hyalellidae.
UCCUGUUCUUUCUUUCGGACCCCAGACAUAUCCAGUUCUGUUUCUCAGGCCCCAGGCCUCCAAGCAGAAGAUGAAUCGAGGUCUCUUGCUUCUCGUCGUGGCCGCGACGUCGGUGUCGGCCCAGACUGUCCCCUCCACUUGUGCCAACGCCCUGUAUUUGGGGCUCAACAAUCUGACGUUUGAGGCUUGUCAAAUAAAAUACUCGACUGCUGUUGCUUCAUUCAAUACAAACUGCGCCAAUUUUAUGGGCUCACCAGGGUAUAAUGGCGAAGUCUGUGAUCCGAUUGUGUUCGAUUACAUGAAAUGCGUCUUAAAAACUUCAGGACUUCUUAAAGCCGACGGCUCUUUCGACGACGCGGCCUUCAAGAAAACAAACUUGCAGAACAAGUGCAGCUCGGACGCUAAGUUCUCAACCGUGUACCAGCCUUGCAGGGACUCUACCAUGAAAUACUUGAACUUACCUCGAUUCAUCAUUUGCCUAAUGAAAAAAUUAGAGCUUUGAGGCAACUGAAAGAGAAUGAAAUCACCCGGAACACUGCGGAUUGAACUUAUACGGAACACGGCAAAUUGAACUCACCCUGAUUACGGCGAACCGAAUUCAUACGGAACACCACAAACAGUACUCAACCCGAACACGUCUGACUGAAUUCAUACGCAGCACUACAAACAGAAAUAACCCCGAACACGGCGAACUGAACUCACCCGGAACACGGCUGAACCCAACAUCAGUAUCUGGAUAGAUAUCUAUAUAUAAUGUUUGACCAUAUUAUUCACGAGCCCAUAAUGUAAGGGAGUGACAUGAGGAAAAUCAUCUAUAUUGAUGAUUAUAAUCUAUAUCUUGAUCUAUAUAUCAAUCUAUAUAUACAUAUAGUUCAUACCAUGC